This is a messenger RNA of Microtus oregoni (creeping vole), 2943 nucleotides long. RefSeq names its product LON peptidase N-terminal domain and RING finger protein 3-like. The coding region runs from base 1 to 2943 and encodes 980 amino acids. Gene Ontology annotation, molecular function: protein binding. The record is from RefSeq and is a predicted model, not a curated record. NCBI's taxonomy places the organism in Eukaryota, Metazoa, Chordata, Mammalia, Rodentia, Cricetidae. The transcript has 12 exons.
AUGCUGCUGCUGGUGCUUGUGGUAUGGGUGCUGGUGGUGCUGGUGUUGGUAGUGGUGCUACUGGUACUGGUGCUUGUGGUGCUGCUGAUGCUGGUGGUAGUGGUGCUGUUGCUGGUGAUCGUGUUGUUGUUGGUGGUGCUGAUAGUGGUGGUGCUGGUGGUGCUGGUUCUGCUGUUGUGUGUGGUUCUGACUGUGCUGGUGGGAGUGGUGGUGCUGGUGCUCCUCCUAGUGGUGCUGCUGCUGGUGUUGCUGGUGCUGGAGCUGGUGCUACUGAUGUUGCUGCAGGUGCUGUUGUUUGUGGUGGUGCUGCUUCGCCUAGUGGAGAUGCUGGGUCUACUGCAGCUUGUAAUGCUGAUGUUGAUGCUGUUAGAAGUACUGUUGCUGCUGCUGGUGGCUCUGCUGCUGAUCGUUGUGCUGGUGGUGCUGGUGAAGGUGGUUCUGCUGGUGCUUGUGGUACUGGUGCUGUUGGAGGUGCUUGUGGUGCUACUGGUGCUGGCGGCGCGGGGCAGUCGGCAUGGAUCUCCGGGAGGCGAGGCAGAGCCAGGCGCACUGCGAUCCCGCGUUCACCGCAGCGCAGCUCGUUUCCGUCCGCCGCUCCUUCCUGCGAGUUUCCUGUUCCUAGACGCCUCUCCUCUACCUACCCACCCGCAACCUCCGCAGGUUUCUCUCUUUUUGGACUCUUUUCAGACUACACAGAUGUUGAGCUUGCCCGCCGAGCUCGGCAGCAACAACUUAGAACUGGCGGAGCUGGCGGAGCCGGAAGAGCGGGGGGCAUCAGUGGCCCGAGGAGACUCCGUAGCCCACCCAGAGGCAUCUCCCGACGGCUCUGAACCUCCCCCGAAGCAAGAGAUGGAGCAAACACCGCAACCGGGGACCUCGACGCCGGCAGAGUGCAAAGCCCUGCUCACACAGGCGGACACCUUGGCAUCCGGAGGACGCCUUCGGGAAGCCCUCGAGGUAUACAGGCAGCUCUCGGAGAAGCAGCAGCUAGUGGCCGAGCAGCUGGAGAAGUUUGUGCGCUGCCUGGCUAAGAGCGUCCAGCAAAAAAACCUCGUGGCGCCGGCUCCCUCAUACCAGAGCGGCAGCUCGAGCUGCUGCGUGGCGGCCCUGAAAAAGGCAGCGGAGGCUGCAGCCAUGGUCCCCGAGGUAUGGGAUGGCUUUAAGUGCCAAAAGUGUCACGGAUUUCUCUCGGAUCCCGUGUCCUUGUGGUGCGGCCACACCUUUUGUAAACUGUGCUUGGAACGUGGGCGGGCCGCGGAUCGGCGGUGCGCGGUCUGCGGGCUCAAGCUCUCGGCCGGUGGGAGAGCUCUCGGGUUGCGGUGGGCUGGGCAGCAGGCGCCCCUGCAACUGCGAGUCAACGUGGUACUCAGCGGCGUUCUGGGCAAGUUGUUCCCGGGCCCGGCACGAGCGUCGCAACUCCGGCACGAGGGAAACCGGCUGUACCGCGAGCACCAGGUGGAGGCGGCUCUGCUCAAAUACAACGAAGCAGUUCGGCUGGCUCCAAAUGAUCAUUUGCUUUAUAGCAAUCGGUCUCAAAUUUAUUUCACCUUGGAGUCUCACGAGGAUGCACUGCAUGAUGCAGAAAUAGCAUGUAAACUUCGGCCAAUGGGUUUUAAGGCACACCUCAGAAAAGCACAAGCUUUAGCCACCCUAGGCAAGGUGGAGGAAGCACUCAGAGAAUUUCUCUACUGUGUAUCCCUUGAUGGAAAGAACAAGAAAGCCAGAAUUGAAGCUCAGAGGGAAAGUCCAGAGCUUCCACACUGUUCAAGUCAGGAGGAAGCAGCAGCUCAGGGAGAAAGCAGCAGCCUGAAGAACUCAGCUCAAGUAAAGGUGGGGAGUCAGGAGGACAAUGGAAAAGAUCAGGAAGAAGAGAAGCUCAAUACUGCCUCCAUCAGGACCGGCAAAUGCAAGGAAAAGAAAAGGAACCAUUGCCAAGUUGAUGAAAACCAAGAAGACCUGGACGUGCCUAAUAAAGUCCCCAGACAAGAUCACCCUGCUGAUGAGGGGGCCAAACCUGAUCUCAGUAUUCCACUUACAUCCCUUGAUGCGACUGACCUUGAAUGCUCACUGUGUAUGAGAUUAUUCUAUGAGCCAGUCACAACAACUUGUGGGCAUACCUUUUGCAUGAAGUGUCUUGAGAGAUGCCUAGAUCAUAACGCGAAGUGUCCACUGUGCAAAGAUUCUCUUUUCCAGGGCUUUCAAUCAAGAAAGUACAGCAAGAACAUAAUAAUGGAAGAACUAAUAGCUAAAUUCCUGCCAGAAGAACUCAGGGAACGAAAGCGCCUUCAUGAAGAGGAAAUGGAAGAACUUUCUAACUUAACUAAGAAUGUGCCUAUUUUCGUUUGCACCAUGGCCUAUCCCACUGUCCCUUGUCCCCUGCAUAUCUUUGAGCCUUGUUAUCGCCUGAUGAUUCGGAGAUGUAUUGAGACAGGCACAAAACAGUUUGGCAUGUGCCUUGGAGAUCCUGUCAGAGGCUUUGCAGAAUACGGCUGCAUGCUAGAAAUCAGAAAUGUCCAAUUCUUUGCUGAUGGCCGAUCGGUGGUUGACAGCAUAGGCAAGAGGCGCUUCAAGGUGCUCAAUCAGGGCCAGCGGGAUGGCUACAACACAGCUGAUAUUGAAUACAUUGAAGAUCAAAAGGUUGAGGGAGAAGACCGUGCUGAACUCAUGGGGCUGCAUAACUGUGUGUAUGAGCAAGCCUCCUCGUGGUUUCAUUCGCUCAAAACAUCGCUCAAGAAUCGGAUACUAAAUCACUUUGGUCCAAUGCCAGAGAAAGAUGAAGAUCCCCAGGUUAAUCCGAACGGUCCAGCCUGGUGCUGGUGGACAUUAGCCGUUCUUCCCCUGGAAACCAGAGCUCAGCUCCCCUUCCUAGCAAUGAAGUCCCUAAAGGAUAGACUGAAUGGUAUUCGGCGAAUCCUGGCCUUUAUAGCCAGAAACCAAAAUUAG